Molecule: messenger RNA, 1398 nt
Organism: Trichoplax adhaerens
Lineage: Eukaryota; Metazoa; Placozoa; Uniplacotomia; Trichoplacea; Trichoplacidae
Exons: 14
Coding region: 1-1398 (465 amino acids)
Biological process (GO): protein phosphorylation
Molecular function (GO): ATP binding; protein kinase activity
Source: RefSeq, a predicted model, not a curated record
AUGACAGAUUUAUCCGAUAUGGUAUACUUAUGCCAAACAUCCAAUCGAGAUGUUGUAAGAGAGAAAUACGAAAUUGGAAAAGAAAUUGGGAGGGGACCAAAUUCUGUUAUGCGAGAAUGUAUCCAAAUUGGGACGAAAAAGUCAUACUCCAUGAAAACACUGCGCAAACAUGUAAUUGAUAGAGCAACAUCGAAGGAAGACAUGAGCCUUAUGUUGUUCUUGAGCCAUCCUAAUAUUAUUCGAUUAGAAGAAGUCUAUGAAACGGAAAAUGAUAUUCACUUUAUUUUGGACUGUAUCGAUGGCUGCGAUAUCUUUACUAGUAUCUCGCAAAAUCCCAAAUAUAGCGAAUAUUAUGCCUCAUCCAUCAUACGUCAAGUCUGUCAAGGAUUACGUUACUUACAUGAAUAUAAUAUUGUUCAUGGAAAUAUUAAGCCCGAGAAUUUAAUUGUCAAAAGUGAGAAAUCUGAACCAUCCGUUAAGAUAGCGGACCACUACUUACUAAGUGUGCUAACUACUAGAGUUAAAAUGAAUUACUUGUGUAAUUCCCAAACUUACUGUGCUCCAGAAGUAUUGACAGGAAAAAAAUAUGAUCAUAGUGUCGAUAUGUGGGCUGUAGGGAUUUUACUCUAUACAUUGCUCUGUGGAUAUGAUCCAUUUUAUGAUGAACGUGGCUCUAAAGAAACAUUUCGCAAAAUUUUGCAAGGCAGUUAUGAAUUUGACGAACCUUAUUGGAAAGGUGUUUCUCAAAGCGCAAAGGAAGUAGUGAUGAAAUUACUCCAAGUUAAUCCGAAAUCAAGACCAACUGCAGACCAAGUUUUGAAAAUGCCAUGGGUUAAGGGUAUAGCAGCAUCUAAUCGUACUCUAGUUCGAUGUCAUGCUGCUAUUUCUGCAUUUAUUGAAAAGAGAAAAUUGAAUCGAAAAUUAGUAGCAUUGUCGGGAGAGGCUCGUCAAUUGCAGGAGACGAUGUCGGCAGAUGUUGAUAGCAUAUUAAAAGCAGAAGAGGAAGCUAGAAAAUUAAUGGCAGAGAGUAUCAAUGACGUUCAAGCCGGUGGGCCGGUUAUUCUAACUCAGGCAAUGGAAAAUAUGGAAUCGUUGAAGCCGGAAGAUCCAAUGGCUAUUUCCAUGAAAUAUAACUACGUCCCAUCGAAUGUAUUCUACGGAAAGAAAGCUGAGAAAAAUGAUGAAAUCAAUUCUGAUCAUGCCCAAGGUGCACAGCCGACAGAGGAUGGAACUAAUGUAACCAACGAAGAGCCGCAAGAAGUCGGAGCAACUAAAGAGGAGGUAGCAGCUACUUUAAUUGCGAAUACCGUCUCCUAUAAAAUAUUUGCUAGCCUUGAGAGCGAUUUAAUACCUAAAAAGGAGGUUGAAAAUCACAACUCAGAAGCUAAUGGAGAUUAA